ACAUGUGGCUGCCUGAUAGUUCAUACUGCUGUUACUUUAAUGGCUGAAAACAUAGCGACCAGUCUUUAAUCUUAGAAGUAGCAGAAACUUCUUUAUGCUCCCAAGCUUGCUUCUCAUUGAUCUGAGCUGCUUAUGAUAUAUGAAAGUAAAAGCUGUUUAGGAAGAGGAGCCAAACCCAGGCUCUGCUGUAAUGAAAAUGAGGGAGGGUGUACUUCAUUCAAGAGGUAAUGGGGAAACACAGCAGACAACACAAUAUUGCUCAGUCCCAAUGAUCAUGUUUUUUUAUAUUCUUAUAAUCAUGGGGAGCCAAAAUUGUCAUUAAAAUGUAUCCAAAUUUGGAAUAUUACAAAAUCCAAUAUAAAAUGUACAUGUCUACAUACGUUUACAUGCACAAUGAAGUCGUGCAACGGUCAUUGCUCGAUUGGGUAUUCAACUGAACUAUUAAUGUCCAAGGGGCAGAAAUCAAAUUACUGACGGGCAACUAACCCAGCUCAAAACCCAGCAUACAAACACUUGGGUAUGUGCAGGGUACUUUGGCCUGUUUCAGUCGAUUGAGUCGUUCACAUGACAGAGAAUAUCCACCCCCAGCUGCACUAACCAGGUAUAUUAGUCUGACUAUGAGUAGUUUGAUUUAAUGCGAUUGCAGUCAAAGUAAUGUGUCGAGGUGUACAUUAAAAGUCCAGUUUCAAUCUGAUUAUCCAAUCUUUAAAACAAUCAAAUGGACAUACUGAAAAUACAAGGGAAGCAAAGCUAAAGAGCCACAGAUUUGAGUUCAUUGAUUUGGAUCAGCUAUCUGUAAAAUAAUAGGGUGAUGAAGAUUCAGAUUAUUGCCAGAAUCAUGUUAUCAGUUGAGACCAAUAAAUGGUCUACCCCUGAAUUUUAUUAAUCGAAUGGUAAUCCUAAUAUCGGCCUUGUGCCUAUAGAUAUGAUGCCGAUUGUUGACAACUUGAUUACUCAAUCUUCCCCUCAUCUUGUCCAACAAAAAACGCACUUCAUUCUGUUUCAACUCUGUUUUUAAAAUGUUUAUAGUGUUUUCGUGUAUUUCACUGUGUCUGAGCUCCUUUUACAUGCCAGGAAAAGGUUAAAAACAGGUGAUGUGCCGCAAACAAUAGCCGACUCCUCUCUCUUCCAGCUGCCGGCUCUCCGAGCUCACUCCGGGCCGUUAUUGGUCGUGAUCGAACGGUGAUUAGCUUAGCACCUGCCACUAGGAAGCUAGCAAGCGUUUGGCGUUGAGAUAUCUUUCUUUCUGACCCACCAAGUCAAGCACUCGUAAUUAUACAACCUUUAACUCUUUCUGUGUUUAUUCCUCCCUCAGCUGAGUUAAACUGUUUGGGCUUUGUGUGCGAGCAGAGGAGGAAGAAAACCGCUGGACAGUUAGCCGCUAACAUGCUAGCAGAGUGAGCUGACGCACAAACCCCAAACUCCGGCAGGCGUGAGUGAGGAUGAACCGGGGUUGGUUUAGCAGCAUAACCACAUUUCUGCACACUGAAUACCUCUCUUGGCCUUGGGCUUUAAAGAAGGAUACUACUGCCUUCAUUUGGGCUAUAUUUAACACUUUCCAACUCACAAAACAGUCGUGUGUGGUGGUGUUAACGCGUGUUACACCGUCACAUUAGUGCCCCCAGUUUAGCUCGAGUUCACAGUUAAAGCAGCAGAUGUAACACCAACACAUGUGUCCGUCUCUCUUUAAGAACCAGUAUCUCUUCCUUGGAGAAAGAAAGAAACGUCUAGGGGGAAAUGGUGCAUUAUUUGGUGCCAUUUCUUCUAACAACGGGUAGUUUUAGCUGGGUGGGGGGUUGCAUUUCUUUGCACGGCGCUGAAGCUGUGAGUUUAGGCCUGUCUCAGCUGUGUUAGUCAUAGCAGGAACCCUCUGACACGUUUUAUUCUGCAGGGUGAGUGCAAACGUUGCAUGCAACAAUCAGGUCUGUAAUAGUGAGCUAUUUCUGCAGGGAGUCGGUGGUUCAACUUCAAAGUUGGGGGAGAAACGAGGCUUGUGCAAGAGAGGCGUUGUGGGGUAUGUGACACUCAUUUUAGGUGGGAUAUGUACUAAUCAGAGGAGAUAACCCACUGUGAUCCUAUUCGGUGACAUACCUUUAACAGCAAGGCCUUCGUUCUGGCGCCAUCUUCUUGAAGCCUAUGAAAUCCAAACAGAGAACUGCAAGUAGAGGACAGACAACACACAGGCGGUUCCGUGUUACUCACAGGCUGUCAUAUAUGUUAUUUUAAACUCUUACCAGAAGCAUAAACGCAGAAUAAAGCAACAGGACACACUGCUUUUCAUAGUAGAUGGUCUAACCUGUCAAUUUCGGCCAGGCUUUCUUUUUCUGGCGUUGUUAGCUUCGGAAAGUCCUCUUCGAUUUCAGUCGCUGCUCCCGACGCCAUUUUCUCCUCGUCAUUACCAGCAACGCCGAGACUCCGGGCAGCAGCAGAGGCAGCGGCUGUGAGCGACACCCCGCACGAUUUCAUGGGAAAGAAACGGGAAGGUCGAUGGAACCGAGCAAUUCCGGCAGAAUGCAAAAACAGCGAAUAUGUUGCACAGCUAUCCAGGACUAAAACGGGGCGUAGCGUAAUUCUUGCCAAAUCCUCAAGGAAAUGAUCCCUUCAAGUUACCUUCCACACUCUUCAUUGUACAUCGAAACACUGCGUGUAUUCCAGUGGCAAUUUAUGCAUGGAGUUGAUGUAAUGUUGGGUUUUGGAAGGGAGUGUUACUUGAUAAUAUCUCAAACUUCCCCAACCAUCGGCUCAAAGUUGUUGUAAUUGUGUCACAUAGGCAAACGCACGCCGCCACCGUCGACACGCCCUCCGUUCGUCCUGACCAAUCAGCGGCCGGGAUACGUAGUCACAUGAGCGUCUCCAGUUGAUGUGUUGCGAACACGCGGACGUACGCGCGCGCACACACACUAAACGGGCUUCAAAGAUCCGCCUCUCCGAACGUGAUUGGUUACUCACGGUAUAUUAUGAUUACGUAACUUUCUUUUGAAGCAGCGCAUUGGUCAAAGUGGCUGUCACUCACGUCCGUGGGGGGCGGCUGUCAAGGAUGUUUGUUGCAACGUUGCAAAUACAGUAGUAUCAAUCCAUCCAUCUAUCUAUCUAUCUUUCUAUCUAUCUAUCUAUCGAUCUGUCUAGAUCGAUAGAUAGAUACUUAGAUGUCUGGACUUCUCAUCUUUCGUCAAAAUCUCAUGAUUUGUAUGUAUUUGUAUAUAUUCUUGUUGUUUGCAUUUGCUUUCUCAGCGUAAACAUAUGUUUCAAAUGCAAAUAAAGUCUUUAAAAUUUUAUAUCUUGUAAACAUUUUCAUAAUACAUUUCUGCAUUGUUAUUUUUAUGCUUCUGCUUUAAAACUAAACCAUAUUAUAACCUUUGAUUUUGCUCUGGUUGUUUUAAUCUAUUUUUUAAAAAUGAUCAUUAAUGGACUAAUUUAUUGAUUUUAAAUGUCACCUGAUUUUAUUUUUUCCAACCUAUUGAAUUCUCUUGUAGAAAUAAACAGUUUUAGAUGUACAAAUAAAUUUGCCUUGCCUUAGAAAUAGGUAAACUGUGAUAAAUAGUAUAAUAAAUAGAAAAGUGAUUGUGUGCGCACCAGCAAGUCUAAAUGUACAGAUAUUUUGAUAGUUAAAGUUUAUGUGUUAAUUUUUUUAAAAGUGGGAAUUAUUCUGCUUAUCCACAAACCUUUGCUUUCAGUUUUUUAUUUGUUUGAUAGUAUAGUGACAAGUAGUGUACCACUGUUACAUUUUUUAAGCAUUGCUGCAGAUUUUAUGUCAUUAUUUUGAUUUCUGUGACCCAGUGCCACCUAUUCUUAAAGUCAGUUUGCUUUAAGUUUACCCUGUCUCUAAACUCAGACUGUUAUUCUGCAGAACUGCAUAAUUUUCCAUCAAAGUUUUGCAUGCUCCAUUCCCUUUUAUAUGCAAACAUAUAAAACAUCAAGCUGUUUUUACUGCAAUUGUUUAGCAGAUUUUUAAAGUAAUGAAGACAAGCUUGGAUGGAUGACUGAUUAUUAAGGGAGGAAAUUAAGAAACUGUUCUGUCAGACAGCAAACCUGAAGGUGAUGAGUGAGGAUAGCUUACUGUGACACUCUUGUUUAUUUUCCAUAACAUUAUUCCCCACCAUAACCAUUGCGUUGUGUUUCUGUUGCAAUCCCUGGGGGGUAGCAUAUGGAAAACAGAAAGCUCGUUUAUUAUCUUUUACAGACAGCAAGAAAAAUUAUAUAUCCCUAUCCUGACUGAAAUCACCCACCCUUCUGUGGUGAGGCAAGUGAAAUUAUAAAGGGGGAAAAUAACAGAAAAAAUCAUGUAAAAUAGACUUACUCUCAUUUUUUAUAGGAUAUUGUUGUUGCUAACUUUACCGUAGAUUACUAACAAGUUAGGGGGAGAUACUGACUUGUAGUAGAGGGGUGGACUGAGGCAUGAGUCAAGGGGCUCUGCACAUAGACAUGUCCAGAAAAUGGGUUACAAUUGUCGUAGUCCUACCUGGUUAAGUCACUCCUGUACCAAAGAGAACAGCAUAAGUGUCUCACCUGAUUAAGAAGAAAAAGAACUGGACCAUUGCUCAAAGGUCCAAAGUCCUGUUUUCAGAUUAAACUUAAUAUAGCAUCUCAUUUGAAAAUCAAGGUCUCUGAGAUUAGCAAGGCCUCCUCAAAGGAGCUUUAAUUUCAGGUAGACUAUUUCAUUUCUUUUUCAUGCUGAUGGAAAGAUUAUUCAAUAAAAAUUGGUAGUACUAGCUCUUAAACUAUAACUUCCUGUAAAUAUGUCAAUUGUGCUGUCUUACGAAGACAGGGUAUGGCUCUGCUUUCUUUUAGCAGUAAAAUGUGUCACAGUGUAAAAGACUCUGCAGUUCGACACCUUACCCCUGCCAGCACUAUCAGGCAUUAAAAUUACAGUGAAGAAAUUCUCUGUCUGAAUGUUGAUGGUCUUGUUCCAUUUCCUCCUGUUUUUUAACCAGGUAAAAACUCCUCAAGGGAGCUUUAAUAGUUACUGUGUUUUUAAACUAGUCCUAUUCCGGUCCUUUAUCUUUUUUCGGCUUUACUGUCUUUUUAGCUUUUGUUAUACUUGUACUCUUUUCUUAAUGAACCUUUUAUAGUUUUAUCUCUUGCUCGUUUCUUUUGCUCUAUUUCAUCAUUACUGUUAUUAUCAUUAUUAUUAUUAACGUUAUUAUUUUAUUAUCAUUGUUGAUAUUGCCUUUUAUAUUUACUAUCCUGUUUUCGCUUUCGACCCCCCUUUCAAUUGCAUUUCCUUUUUUUUCUUAUCUAUUUUAUGUUUUUAUUUUGGUCCUCAUGGUCUCAUUUUAUGUCACAUGGUUCUUGUAUUGUCUGGGUUCCUUAUGACAUGAAAAUGACCUUCAAUUCCAUUUUUACUGAGCUUUUUGUUUUCUGUCUCUUUCCAUGUGCUCUAUGACUAUAUGUCAAAGCACUUCGUAAACUUCUGCUAUACAAAUAAAGUUAUACGGUUAUUAUUAUUAAUAUUAUUCCAAACAAUUGGUAUUCCUUAAAAAUGCUACAAAGCUACUUUAAAAACUGACAUGUUACACACAGUUAAAAUUUUGUCAUAACUGGAAAAUAAAAGUUGUUCAUUUCAAUAUUUAGUUUUUUUUUCCUCCAACAAAGGGCAAUGAACCUUUUUCAGAUUUUUACAGCUCUCUAACCUUUGUUCUUCCGUCCUGAGAUUAUUUUUAUGAUUAUUGCAGAGUCUAAUCAUCAUCAGCAGACAGACAGACAGACAGAUUUUCCUCCUUGUGUCUCAGUUUCUCUUUUACUUUGAACGUCUCAAUUAUGGAAAUGACGCCGGACGUUCAGGCAGCUGAGGACUGACUCCAAAAUGGCGAACCACGACAAGGGUAAGCAGGCCUAUAAAGUAAUCACAUCCCUCUCUAACUGGGAUCAUAUGUUGAUUUCGGCAUGAAUAAUGAGUCGUAGUAUGUUUUAAAACUACUGUCUAAUCUUUUGUACCGUUAAAAACCCACUUCUCCCUCUGGCUUGUCUCUAGUGUGUUCCGACGCAGCUUCAACGGCUAACUUUUCCACUGUCGCUUAGCUUCACUUGUCCGAUGAUGCUAAUGUUACAUUCAUGUGCACCCUGAAAUGUUAGGUUUCCAUAGUUUCCGAAGCUAUGGGAUUUUGUCUUAAUAUUUUUGUCUGCCAGCCCAAGACAUGUUUAAAGCCACCACGUUAUAGCCUUAUCUUCUGUCUACCAGCCUAAAUUGUUGUAAGCAAGCAACUACAAGCAUUUAGACUGAAGCUUUUUGAUGUGUCAUAUUUAAUGCUCGCUAAUUUAUUCAAAAAUUUUAGACGUAAAGUCAGAAUUAAUCUUAGUUCGCUUUGUCUCCAUGGAGCAUGACACCAAGCCUGUAAAAUGCCCAUCGUCUUCACCUGGAGUUGCUGGAAACUAUUUUUUCCAGAUUUUUUCAAGAGCACAUGAACGCAUAGUCAGAAGUUAACUAUGAUGUUGGUAGCAAGCUUUCUCCAUCUGGUGUACAAACAGCUUUUUAAAGAUAAAAGUUAAUGGUUAGAGUUAUGAUAGUGUCGGGUUUCAAUGUUGUAUCUGUCGCUACUGUAGGCUCACAGUAUUUUUCCAUGCAGCUAAAGAGCUGGAGGAGGAGAUCUACGACAAGGUGGUGGACCUGACAGAAUAUGCCAAACGACAGAGAUGGUGGAACCGCCUGUUUGGGAAAAACUCUGGACCUGUAGCGGAGAAAUACUCCGUGGCCACACAAAUAGCCAUAGGAGGAGUGAGUGGAUGGUAAGAUUCAGGGUCUACAAUGAUAAGCUUGAGAGCUACUUGAAAAGUAUCUGCGGAUGGAUAGGAGUGCACAGUACUGCUUCAAAAACAUACUGCUAAUGCACCUAAAAUAUCUGCUUAGAUUAAGGAGUAAAACUACAGGCUUGACAAGUGGUGGAGUUAGUGUGUAUCAUAGUAAAGCAUUCCAUUUGCAAGACUAUAGCCAGAUACUUCUUCAGACCAUCAAGGACUUCACAUUUGAAGACUGAAAUGCAGCAGGCUGCUUCCAAAAUGGAUCAAAAUAUAACAUGUAGGCUACCACAAAAGGCAACAUGGCAGCAAUAUUCUCAGCUGAGUCUUUUUUAUAGGUUUGCCAGAGCUUACAAUGGUAUAAAACCUCCAAAUGAUAAUGGAAAAAGGAAUUAAAGUCAGCUUUUUUUUUGUAAACAGUCAGACACCUGCCUUAUUGAAACAUGAGCCCUGGUGAUAGUAAUGUUGCAUCAGCAGGAUUACUCUUCAAACCAAGAGACUUUUACAUAGCAUGAGAUAUAUAGUUCAUCUGUUAUUAAAUAAAAGGCAAGUAAAUUUUUUUUCACUGGCCAUGCCUUCACAAUGAUCAGGAUGCAAGAGAAAGCAGCGUAAAGAUAAACUUCCUCUCCUUUUAUCACCCCUAAAUUGUUUUUCAAAUCCAUAUUUGUGUAUCGCUGGACCACAUGAAAAUUACUGCUAGUUUUAGUUAACUACUAGUUUUUUCUAUACCUUUUACCUACAAACAGAACUUAGAGUUAUGUAGUUUGAGUCAUACUUUGUAUUAACUUGACCUUCAUGCUCUUUCUUGAUUGAUUUCAGGUGUGCAGGAUAUCUGUUCCAGAAGGUGGGAAAAGUUGCAGCGACAUCAGUGGGAGGAGGUCUGCUGCUGUUACAGGUAGUCUUGCUGUAGCCAAGGAUGAUUUCAUUCAUGCUUUGGCUUUUGUUUAUUUUCCUGACCCUAGUUUUUCAGUCUGUUAAAUUACUGAAGAGUUGACAAAGGUGUUUCCCUACAUGUAUGGCGAGAUUCCUAAAUGUUUUGUAUUGUCUGCAACCUAAUUAUUCUGUUAAUUUAACAAAAAAAAAUAUUCUUUUAAAAUACUUGAUUUACUUGCUCAGUAUUGACCAAAAGGUUCAAAUAAAAUCACUCAGGGUAGGGUUUUCCACACUGCAAAAGUUUGAGCAUUUUAAGUGUUUAAUUAACCUGACUCUCCCUAGAUUGCUAACAACAGCGGCUACAUCCAGGUGGACUGGAAAAGAGUAGAGAAGGACGUCAACAAAGCAAAGAAGCAGCUAAAGAAAGGCACUAAUCAAGCAGGCCCUGAGUUAAACACAUUCAUGGAGAAGGUAAGAAUAUUAGAAUUAAUCUAUCUCACUGAUAAUCACACCACAUGGUCAUUUGACCCCCUCACACUGUCUACUUUUGGUCAUGCAGAAUAGUUAUUAUAAAACUUUUGAUGCAAAAACAUGCCGGCAUGCCUGCAAACCUCCACCAACACAUCGAAUGUUGAAAGUGAGAAAUUUCAUGUUUUAUAUGAUUAGUUUAAAUUUGAUGACAGCAACAUGUGUCUUUUAGUUCUAACAGGGUCAUGUUUUCCAUUUAUUAGGGAACAACUUAUCCCUCUUUCUCUUUGUAUGGUUCAGUUUUAACCUGAAUUUGUGAAUGCAGUGAUCAACUGUGGACACAGACAAUGGUUUCCAGAAGUGAUAUAAAGCUUAUGCAGUAAUUUCCUCGACUGGAUCCUUUUUUCCACAUUACACAAUAUUUUUCCAGUUUGGUUGUUCCUCUAACAACUUUUUGCUGGCAUCAUAUUUAAUAUGAGCAUAUAUUUGUCAUAAAACAACCAGAUAUUUCAGUUUGAACACUGAUAUGAUCAUAACAAAGCAGAACACCCUCAGCACAUUAUCAGUUUCCUCACUUGGACUGCCUGCCUGUCUGGUUUCAAAAUGUCUUUUUAUCUCCUCACUUAUUUUUCUUGCAUUUUAGUGUGAAUUGAAUUUUGGCUGCUGUUUUUUUUAAUUUUUAUGUAUAUUUAACAAAAAAUUUGACCUCCUUUUUUUCAGACCACAGAGUUUGUGAAGAAAAACAUCGUCGUCACGAGUGGUUUCAUUGGAGGAUUCCUGCUCGGCUUGGCCUCCUAGGAUCUGCCAAAUAAGAAGAGUUUGCAUUUCUGGGAUUUAAUGAAAGCUAUCGGGAAACUGUUUAAAUCAUUGCUGGAAGCAUUUUUAACAGCAAGCAACCAAUCUCUGAUCGUAGCUCUAAGCUAUGUGUCUCUGUAAAAGCUGCACAUCUUUUUGUCUAUUUUAAAACUGCACCCCUGUGUGCUGAGCACUGUGGGAUCUAUGGUUAGACCAGAUUGACCCACUUCGAAAACCACACUUCCAGGCUAAAUAAGAAUACAUAUCAUGCAAGAAGAAUUUAAUAAAAGCUAUGUCCUUUAAUAAAGGUAUAAUGUUCAAUUUUUUUCUAUUUAUUUGUUUUUUUUUAACUAUGUGAACCAAAUCUGAACAUUAUGCACUAUUACUGCUCACACAUGCACACGAACAUUAAAUGAAAUGUAUGUAGAUUCAAAUUUACCUUUACAUAGUAGGUAUCGCCCAUUGGUGCCAUCAGUCCCAGUGCUGAUUUUAUUUUUAUUGUCUAGCUGUUUAAUCAUCUCCUAGGUGAAAAUAUUUAAAGAUGAAGUAUUCUGCCUUUCUUUUUUGAGUUCCAGCUACAUGGUUGAUGGGUUAUAUCAGUGUCCCUUGCAUCUCUCUUUUCAUUGUGUUUGGACUGUUGGUAUGCUGGUUCUUUAGAUACUGAGAGUUGUAUCUAUUGUGUAUGUUUGACAAACUAAUAAAAAAAAUAAGAAAAUCAACUGAAGUGUAUCUCAUUCAUUAUAUAAGGUUUAUAGCACAAUCUCUGUAAAACAGUUUGCAUGUCACAAUAAGCAACAGUAAUGUAUAACUAUCUCAGGCUGUGCACCACACGAGGUGCACUUCACAUGCAUGUUUACAAACCUUAAAAUUAUGUUGCAUGGGUAAAUAUUCUGAGUUAUUUUUUCUCAAUACACAAUCUUGGAAGCAGUAAUUUUACUGUUACCCAGCACUUUUUGCAGAGAUCUAGAAAUACCUUUGACAUUCUUGAUUAUAAGUAUAUUUGUGCAUUUUCUUUCUAUUAUAUUACUCCAACAGUGCACAAACCCAAGGGUCUUUUCAUUCACAAAAGUACACGACCUGAAAAUCUGGUAAAAGAAGUGUCUUAAGACUGAGCUUUUGGGUUUCUUUAAAUUGAAUUAAAGCUCUAUAUGUUUGUCUUCAAGCUCUAAACUCAGUUGUAUUUUUUUAUAUCAAGUGGAUUCCAUUUUAUUGUAGUUUAUUUCUUUUUUAUGCGUUGUAAUGUAUUUAAUGAGUUUUUUUAUUGAAAUAAAGCUCUAUAUGUUUAUUUUUAAGCUCUUAA
This is a messenger RNA of Xyrichtys novacula (pearly razorfish), 10168 nucleotides long. Lineage: Eukaryota; Metazoa; Chordata; Actinopteri; Labriformes; Labridae. The record is from the annotation of a GenBank genome assembly.